Messenger RNA from Fonsecaea multimorphosa CBS 102226, 2496 nucleotides. RefSeq lists its product as uncharacterized. The transcript has a single exon. Lineage: Eukaryota; Fungi; Ascomycota; Eurotiomycetes; Chaetothyriales; Herpotrichiellaceae. The record is from RefSeq and is a predicted model, not a curated record. The coding region runs from base 1 to 2496 and encodes 831 amino acids.
AUGUCGGGCUCGACUUCAGUCACAGAGAAGCCAUCCGGCGCGCCUGAGCAGCCGACACGCAAGGAUUACUUCUCUUCGUAUGCCAAAAUUGGCUUGCUGGCGACAUGCACCCUCAGCAUUGGCCUCGCCCUCAUCAUUUUGAGCCUUGGAUUCCUGUGGUUCUUGUGGCUGGGAAGCGAUCAUAUCUCACUUUGGCGAGCCAUUAUCGAUCGAAAUUGGGCCCCCAGGUUCAUCGCGUUAUGGUCGCUGGCAAUCAGACAGUCUGUGUCCUUCCAUGCCUCGGCUGCGACCGCCAUGCUUGCCAGUCUGGCCCUGGAGCACACGGCUGUUCUCCUGCUCAACCUUGCUUCCGUAUCGACCACCCGAAACGCGAAUGGAGGUCCUUACAUGCUUGUGUGGUGGCUUUGGAAAGCCUUUCGCUUCAAUCCUCGGCGGUGGGGAACUAUUUUAUGGCCACUCUUGAUCGCGAUCUUGGCCUCGACAACAGCAUUGAUCCAGUUCACUUCGUUUGCCCUGCUUUCCGACGUCGACGUCGUGGUCUCGCGGGCCUCGAGCCAGACCAAGUUGUUGCCAACACAUUUUGAAUACGACCAGGACGGCGACAUUCCAGUCGUGACCCAUGGCUCCACGUGGUCCCAGCAGCUCCAGUCGUACGUCAGUUUUGCCGAAUACCACGAACCGGCCUCUCAAGACCUGCCUGACGGAGUCGACGAUACUGGCCUGACCUUGAGAGCGUUUCUCCCGAUAGUAGACCAGCAGACUCGGUCUAUGGUGGCGUCGUGGGACGGUCUGGCCACGGUUCUCGAUGCCAGAACUGUUUGUAUACGACCCACACUCGUUGACCCUCGUGUGCACUAUGCAGACGAGUCGUUGGCCUUUGAGACUGCCUUCACCAUCGACCUCGGCAGCUAUGAUCCGAGUGAUCUUGGCCUGGAACCAGUUUCCUCUCCAGAAUUCAAAUGUGACUCGGGAAACUGCCCUGGGGUGAUUGCCUGCAUGGUGCCCCUGACAGUAGUGCAGAGCAACGGAAGCUUUCAGACGACACAAGCUCAGUUUCCUCAAUGGCGGCUGGUUGCUUGCCAGCCUUCAGGGGCCAUGGCAGCCACUCCCUUCCUCCUGCAGAGUCAAUUCCAGGUUCCCGGUCUGGAGGCUCGAACGGACACGCAUGUGGGGGACCCAAACUAUUCCUUUGGCAACGCGUAUCUAGUGAUCAAUGUCUCGUCCGGCUCCGAGGCGGACUGGGCAGAAGCUAUUCCUGGGGAGGAUCCUAAUCAAGGGAUCUUCCGUGGCGCGGGCACUCCGCCCGUGGGCUAUAGCGUGCACGGGCAGAAGAACGAAUGGUAUGAUCUGAUCUAUUCGGAAGAUGCAACCCUCAAUCUGAGCGUCAGCGUGUGCUACACGGCCUUUGACACGGCAGAUCUCCAUGUCAAGAUCGACUCGUCCGGUAACCACUCGGACCUCACGCCGUCAUGGAACGCAGCCACACGAGCCUUUGAAUUCGCCGCCAUCAGAGCACAACUGGGACAAGACCGUGAAACUGGGGCGGUGACGUACUCGCCCAACUUGGGCGCCCGCAAUACCAUGAACCUCCAAAGGAGAGACUCCUGGAUUCCGGAGCCCGACUUUGGUGAUUACAUUGUGCCGCAGAAUCGUGUCACCCAGACAAGCUGGAUCACCGACUAUGCCAACAUGGCCGGCUCGCUGCAAAGCAAUGUCUUCCAUUAUGACCUUGGUAGCAAUUGGACGCGUUUACUGUGGCAGAGCUAUCAGCUCAUGGGGAUGUGGUCUGCCCAGAUGUCAUAUGACUAUGCUGAUGCAUCACUCACGGGGCUCGUUCAAGAGAUUCUCCAAGCCGGGGGUUCGCUGCCUUUUGCUAUGCAAAGCAUUGUGACCGUCCUGAGCGAGCUGGCAUAUUACCAGCAGGUGCAACAACUCAACGGCCCCUCGACCGUGACGGCAUCGCCGUACGUCCAAGCCUCGGCUCCAGUCAGGAAGCGAGGAUUGAUCGCAGUCACAAUUGUCCUGGGAGUCCACUUGCUUGUUGUUCUUUGCCUUGUCUUGCCAGCGUUCCUUUGGCAAACCAGGAUCUCAAGUCUGGGCAACGCCUGGCAAGCAGUCGCUCAGCUCAUCGACUCGAAGACGGAUCCGAUUUUGCACAAGGCCCCGCUGGCCACUGAAUCCCAAGCAGAGCUAGCGGUCAAAGUGCCAGUGGGGAAGAAGAGCAAACUGAAGAAUCAUGACAUUGUGGGUCUAUACUCUCCAGAUGGCCAGUCCGUUAAGAUUAAGAGCGCCAUCGUCGACGACGUUGAGGUUGCUGGGGAUGUCCAGAACCCUGCAUCCGCAAAUGGUCCUUCUGUGGCUGAGAACAGGAAUGGUCAUGACGACGAAGCGCAAGAGCAAAAUAGGUUGCUUCGGGAUGAUGAACCACAAGAGCAAAACAGUCUGCUUCAGAAUGAUGAACAGCACGGGGGCCAGGAUAAUCGAGACGGGACGUGA